UUUCUACAUUCACUAAUUGCUAUCCAUAUCAUUGCUUUAGUGAUCCAUUAGAUUAGAGAUCAGAAAUGCAGAUCCUGUUUGUUUCGGCCCCCUUCUUUUCUCUAAGAUUUAUGGGUUGUUGUGGUUUUCCUGGAUUAAGUUAAGCUUAGAGCUUGAGUGAUAGCAGAGCACUCUUGUAUUAGUGGCCUAAACAGGAAGGUUAUUGUCGAUAAUCAAUUGCUUGGCAGGGGCAGGGCUAGUCUGUCUGGUCUCUGGUAGUAGAUUAGAUAUAAAAAGCAGUUUCUAUUAGUAGGGAGCUAUAGAAUAAUGCUAUAAGCGAAUAGGAAUAUAUUAGAAACCGAUGCAAAAAAAUGAAGGAGCAAAAGCGGAAAGGGUGAUUGGAGAGAGAGAAAUUUGAGUUGUGUUGUUGUAGUUGUAGGUGGGGGCGGAGGUGAUUGGAGAGCUGGUGCAUAGAGACGGGGAGACUGGGAGAGAGAAGGGGAUGUCUGGCUCUGGCGGCGGCGGCGGGUGCAGUUGCGUAGUAUGGCUGAGGAGAGAUCUGAGGAUAGAAGAUAACCCGGCGUUGGCGGCUGGGGUUAGAGCAGGGACGGUGGUGCCGUUGUUUAUAUGGGCGCCGGAAGAGGAAGGCCAUUACUAUCCUGGAAGGGUGUCCCGCUGGUGGUUGAAGCACAGCCUUGCCCAUCUCGAUUCGUCCUUGCGCAAUCUCGGCGCUCCUUUGCUGACUAAGAGAUCCACUGAUUCCCUCUCUACUCUCCUUCAGGUCCUUCAAUCCACCGGCGCCACUCACCUCUUCUUCAACCACUUAUAUGAUCCUUUGUCACUUGUUCGGGAUCACAGAGCGAAGGAAGUUUUGACAGCUAGAGGAAUAGUUGUGAGAUCCUUCAAUGCAGACCUUCUUUAUGAACCAUGGGAUGUUACUGAUGCUCAAGGCCUUCCUUUCUCCACCUUUGCUUCCUUCUGGGAGAGAUGCCUUACCAUGCCUUAUGAUCCUGAAGCUCCUUUACUCCCGCCUAAGAGGAUUAUAUCAGCUGAUGUCUCGAGAUGUCCUUCCGGUACAUUAGUAUUUGAAGACGAAUCGGAGAAGGCAAGCAAUGCACUCCUUGCUCGAGCAUGGUCACCUGGGUGGAGCAAUGCUGACAAAGCCUUGACGACAUUUAUCAAUGGGCCGUUGCUUGAGUACUCGAAUAACCGUAGGAAGGCUGACAGCGCCACGACCUCGUUUCUCUCUCCUCACUUGCAUUUUGGGGAAGUUAGUGUGAGAAAGGUUUUUCAUCUCCUUCGGAUCAAGCAGGUUUUGUGGGCCAAUGAAGGAAACCAAGCUGGGGAAGAGAGCGUGAAUCUGUUUCUCAAGUCGAUCGGUCUUAGGGAGUACUCGAGGUACAUGAGUUUUAAUCAUCCCUACAGUCACGAGAGGCCUCUCCUAGGGCACCUCAAGUUCUUUCCAUGGGUUGUGGAUGAGGGAUAUUUUAAGGCAUGGAGACAAGGAAGGACUGGUUAUCCUUUAGUCGAUGCUGGAAUGAGGGAAUUAUGGGCCACAGGGUGGAUGCAUGAUCGGAUAAGAGUGGUGGUUUCAAGUUUCUUUGUUAAAGUUCUGCAACUUCCAUGGAGAUGGGGGAUGAAAUAUUUCUGGGAUACACUCUUGGAUGCUGAUUUAGAGAGCGAUGCUCUUGGUUGGCAAUACAUUUCUGGAACUCUCCCUGAUGGACGUGAGUUCGAUCGCAUUGAUAACCCACAGUUUCAGGGUUACAAAUUCGACCCUAAUGGUGAAUAUGUCCGUCGCUGGCUUCCCGAGCUAGCUAGGCUGCCAACCGAAUGGAUACAUCAUCCAUGGAAUGCACCUGAAUCAGUCCUUCAAGCAGCUGGCAUCGAAUUGGGAUCCAACUAUCCUCGCCCCAUUGUAGGAAUAGACGCUGCAAAAGUCAGGUUGGAAGAAGCACUCUCUGAGAUGUGGCAACUCGAGGCUGCUUCGAGAGCAGCAAUUGAGAAUGGCACUGAAGAAGGUCUUGGAGAAUCCUCCUAUGACUUGGAACCGAUUGCAUUCCCUCAGGACAUACAAAUGGAGGAGGAAGAACAACAGCAUCAUGAACAACCUAUGAGAAACAACAAUCCUUUGGUAGCAGUUCGCCGUUAUGAAGAUCAGAUGGUGCCGAGCAUGACAACUUCUAUCCUUAGAGGGGUGGAUGAUGAGGAAACAUCUGCAGAUGCCCAAAAUGCUGCAGAAGAUAGCAGAGCGGAAGUUCCAAGAAAUGUAAAUCAAGAACGGAGGGGAGAUGCUUCAAACGAAGAGGUUAUGCAGACUGUUUACAGGGCUAACCCUUUGCCUCAAGUUAACAUGGUUAGGGUUGGGGCAAAUGCUGCAGACGACUCUGCAUCAGAAUCUUCUUCAAGCACAAGGAGGGAGAGGGAUGGGGGCGUGGUUCCAGUUUGGUCUCCUCCUCCAACUCCGAGUUACUCGGAUCAGUUUGUUGGUGAUGAAAAUGGAAUGGGUUCGAGUUCUUCUUACUUGCAGAGACAUCAAUCUCACCAGAUACUCAACUGGAGGCGGCUUCCCCAGACUGGGUAGCAUCGAGUCUUUUGAAAGACUUGGGGCACCCUAACGAGAUGCCAGGUACACACACGUACUGGACUGUGCAGGUUAAAGUACAUUGGAAUGAUGCUCUAAUCCCCAUCAACCCGCUCGGUGUCGAAAUCAAAUAGUCCCAACUAAAUCGCUCAUUUCCACGAUACACUGUAAGCUGAUCACUGCACUGAGACCUCGAAUGUGGAUACUACUACUACUACCAUACGAAUCAGCCAGACGAUAUUAUUAUCGUUCCACUCCUUAUUUGUGCCAUGUAUCUACUUUGUAUGCUGUAUAGUUUUUCAUCCAUUUUUCCUUUUUUGGUUCGUGUUGUAAGGUAUGAUAAUUGUUGACAGGGUUUGUAGCUGGAUCACGAAUUCCAGGUUUAUUGAAAUUUAAUUGGGUCAGAGUAGGCAGAUGGUUCCCACUGUAAUUCUUGCUCUCUAUGCAUUUGUUUUUCUUCUUACCGGCACUAGUGCGUCUCUAUUAUCGAGUGAAAAACAGGAAAAUCAAAGUCCUACCUGCGCCCAAGUGCCAUUGCAUGUGAUUAGCACUUCUUGGUGUUCCUAUACAAACUGUAAUUACUUUUGCUACCAGGAUGAACCUACGCGGGUGUGAACUGUGAAACCUUCAUCGCAAGGUGAAUGUUGUGAGUAGUGGUGUCUCC
Molecule: messenger RNA, 3227 nt
Organism: Linum tenue
Lineage: Eukaryota; Viridiplantae; Streptophyta; Magnoliopsida; Malpighiales; Linaceae
Source: the annotation of a GenBank genome assembly